AUGAGUGCAAACUUGGUUCUAGUGCUAUUUCUACUAAUUUUUGGACAUAUUUCAAGCCAAAAAGUGAUUCAAGGAAAAUGGAAUCAUAUCUACAAUGAGGAGUCUGGCAAAAAUGCGUCGCUCACAAUUUUUCGUUUUCCUGUGUUGAAAAAUGUGAGUUACUAAUUCUAAACUAUUCAUAGAGUUUUCGAAAUAUUUCAGAAUAUGGUCGCUCGCGUCGCUGUUGAAUGUGAACAGAGCACAUCUCGAAACCCUGUUCUCGUUGUGUUCCGUGAGAAAACUGCGAUUCUCAGUCUCCAAGUUCCAACAAUUGUUCAAAACUACGAAUAUAGCAAAGUCGAACGUACACUUUGCCCGUUUAACGAUGUUGAAGAAAAUGAAGUUUUGACAAUUGAAAUCAGCAGUUUCUCUCCAGUUCCAUACUCUUUCAAAGCUUUCGAAGUUGAGAAUUUCCAAUUGGAGUAAGUUAUUUGGAUUAUCAAAAAGGUUAUGAUUUUCAUGUUUUUUUUUUCAGAAUGAAUGAGAGACGUUUGGUAAAAGCCAGUGCUUCGGAACCAAUUUAUUUCCAAUACAACAUUCCUCAAGGUCUGGAUUCUGUCGUCAUUCACAUUUCUUCAAAUUCUACAGAAUGCAUGAUGGUUUCAGUUCAGAAAAUUGGGGUGAGUAUAAUAAUAUAAAACAAUUAUACAUCAAUAAAAAUGAUAUGUUUCAGUGCCCUGUAUUUGAUUUGGCAAACAAUGUUAUCUCAACGGGAAGUCAUCAAACAAUGACAACUUCUGCAUCAAUGGUUGUUGAACGGUCAGAUAUGGACAGUUUUUAUGUAAUCUUUGUUGUCAAUCCAAAUGAUAACUUAUGUUCGGAGAUGCAAGAUAUUGUACCAGUUCGUAAGUGCAUUUUGAUGUGAUGUCUAAAAAUUAAUUGCCUUCAAUCAAAACCAUUUUCAGGCCCUACAAAAACCCGCAUCAGAUCAAAGAUGUUCAAUGUGACAAUUGAAUCAGCGGCAUCAGGUAUUAUUUACCUAAUACAAACUUUGAAAAAAACAAACAAAACUUUUUUUUAUUUACAGUGAACGAUUAUAUCUUCCCAAUUGGUGUGACAGCAUUGUGCAUAAUUACAGUUUAUUUUCUCAGCAUUGUUUAUAUUAUUUUUGACAACAAAUCGGAGGCACAAUUUUUCCGAGCUUCAUAUGUUCUUCUCGACGAAGGUAAAACGUUUGCUUAACCAUGUAUAAUUCCCAACAAUAAUUGUUGUUUUUCUAGAUCGAAACUAUGAGCGUAUUCGGAUCCGUGUUCAAGAGGAAAUUAUGAUGGAAGAUCCAGAUUUGGCCGAUUGGGAUCUUCUGCCUGAUUGCUAUGAUAAAAUGGUUAUCAGAGCGAAAGCGAAAUUGUGUGUUUAUGAUUUGUCAAUGAAGGAAUGGAAACAUCGAGAGAAGAAGUACAAAGUUUAUUGGAUGUAAGUUCAAAUCACGUUUUUGAAUGACACAAAUAUAGUCGUUGGAAUCCAGAUAAUUUCAAUCACACCUUUUCGCUAACAUCAGUUUCAUUCCAAUAUAUUUUCGAUGAAAAGUUAUUCUUGACUCUAAAUCAUCAAUCAUUUCAGUACUUUGGCAACAAUCGGCUUGUUCUAUGGACUACCAGUUGUUCAACUUGUUUUGACUUGGCAAAACACAGUCCGCCUUUCUGGAGACCUCGAUCUCUGCUGGUACAACUUCCGAUGUGCUCGACCAUAUUGGGGAUUCUUUGCAAUCAACAACUUGAUUAGCAAUUCAGGAUACAUUUUCUUCGGGCUACUUCUUAUCAUAAUCAACAAAUCGCGCGAAUCGAGAUAUAGAGAUCAUGUUUUGAUGGUUCCACGAUUGGAAGAUGUGAGUUUCAACAAAGUUUCGAUCUGAAAUAAAAUAAUGUUUUCAGGAAUAUGGUCUUCCUCAACAUGGCGGACUGAUGACUGCAAUUGGAAUAGCGGUUAUGUUUGAAGGAAUUAUGUCAGCAAGUUACCACAUCUGUCCGUCUGACAGUAAUUAUCAAUUUGGUUGGUUUUCUCCCAAAAUAGUUCAAUAAAUUGUUUUCUUAAAUCACAGAUACCUCAUUUAUGUAUGUGAUUGGAAUGCUUGGAAUGUUGAAGAUCUAUCAACUUCGUCAUCCCGAUAUCAAUGCCAACGCUCAUGUGGCUUUUGCUGUCGUCGCCGCGUUUAUUUUAAUUGCUAUGGGUGGAGUGGUAAGUGUUAUUCUUCAGGAUUUCAAUAUAAUUUCCAAAUCAUCAUAUUCUUUCAGUAUCUUCAUAAUUUUGCUUUCUGGGCAAUCUUUGCUGUUGUUUACAUGUUCACAAUUCUCGCUGUCAGUGUCGAAUUCUACUUCAAAGGAAUUUGGAAGUUUAAUUUGCGCGAACAAUGGAACACAUUCCGAUAUUCGAUUGCUGCUUCAAAACGAUGCUCAUUCCUUGUUCCAGCAUAUUUGGUUAGUUUGUUUUACUUUUAUUAAUUUAAAAUUAUUAUCAACAAAUAUUUCAGGGUCGUUUCUGCAUUCUUGCUCUCGCAAACCUUAUCAACUUCUCAUUGUAAGUUUCAUAUCCACUAAUACUGAAGGAUAGAUAUAACAACUCAAAAUUUCAGCUUGAUCUACGGAGUUUUGCAUCGUCCAAGAGAUUUUGCAUCAUUCUUGCUUCUUCCAUUCAUCGCCAACUUGUUUUUGUAUUUGGUUUAUUAUAUGUGCAUGAAGGUUGGAUAUCGCGAGUCAGUUCAUCCGAGAGGUUGGAUGCUUCUUCUUUUGUCGGCAAUUAGUUGGACUAUUGCUGGAUACUUUUUCUUGCACGCCGUCUCGGAUUGGAGUGUAAGUUACGAAAUAUUGAAAUUUUAGAUUCUGAUGCAAACCAAGAAGAAUCAGUAUUUUCAUUUCUGAGAUUAAGAAUGAAAACUGAUAAUUCGUGAAACGCAAGACAACAUUAAAUACCUAUAAAUUUAAUUUUCAAAAUUAGAAUUCGAAAAUCCCUAAUUUCAAAAUGUUACUCUAUAGUUUUCACAUUUUAAAAUUUACAAGUAGUCAUCCACGGAAUUUAGAUUCUCAAAUAAUUUAAAGCAGCACCCUCGUAUAAUAAGUGAGCGUGUUGUUUUAAAUUGAAAAAUCUGACAAGAUGAACUAUUAGAGAUCAAAAUAAAAUUUAGAAUCAUUGCCAUGUUUUUCAGAGAACCCCAGCCAAAUCCCGCGAGCUGAAUAGCCCUUGCUUGGUCUUGCAAUUCUAUGACAAUCAUGAUAUGUGGCACUUUUUCUCGUCACUUGCCAUAUUUUUUUCUUUCAUUCUCAUCAAUCGAAUGGAUGAUGAUCUCGCUCUUGUUCUUCGUGAUGAUAUUAUUGUAUUCUAA
Caenorhabditis angaria is the source of this 3355-nucleotide messenger RNA. NCBI's taxonomy places the organism in Eukaryota, Metazoa, Nematoda, Chromadorea, Rhabditida, Rhabditidae. The record is from the annotation of a GenBank genome assembly.